Molecule: messenger RNA, 945 nt
Organism: Arachis ipaensis
Lineage: Eukaryota; Viridiplantae; Streptophyta; Magnoliopsida; Fabales; Fabaceae
Product: Cystathionine beta-synthase (CBS) family protein
Source: RefSeq, a predicted model, not a curated record
UCCAAAAGGUUCAGCAUUGUAGUACUACUACCAUGUGAAAAACAACUUUAAAGUUCCUUUCUUGAUAUUCUCCCUCAAGAAAAGAGUUCAUAGACAAGCUAUUCUUGUCUUUAAAGCAAUACAUUAGUUGAGUACAUAAAACCCCUAGACUAUUUAUCCGUUAUUUGAUUUUCUUAAUUACCUUAAAAUUCAAACAUUAGCCUGCAUUGAUUAUUUAAACAAAAAAUAUAUAACACUAAAAAUGCUAGGAAUUUUAAGGGCAUUAAGACUUGGGCAAACCCCUCAAAGGGCAUCCAUAUUCCAACAAUGCCAUGGAAAUGGAAUCAUUAGCCCCAACAAAUUGUCUUCUGGUUUCGGAUGUGUGACAUCCUCCCCACCCACCAUGCAGCUGAAAGGAUUGGAGAAUGUUACUGUCUCAGAGGUGCUUAUGACAAAAGGGCAAGAGAAGAUUGGUUCCUGGCUCUCAUGCCAAGUUGACGAUGCUGUUAUCAAUGCAAUGAAGAACGUUUAUCAGAUGGCUGAAAACAAUAUUGGAUCAUUGGUUGUACUAAAGUCAGAGGGCCACCUAGCAGGCAUUGUCACAGAAAGAGAUUGCUUGAAGAAAAUAGUUGCACAAGGAAGAUCACCCUAUCACACACAAGUUGGUGAAAUAAUGACUAAUGAGCAAAACUUGAUAACGGUGACCUCUGACAUGAACAUUCUUCAAGCAAUGCGACUUAUGACAGAGAAUCGUAUCAGACAUGUUCCAGUUAUAGACGGGAAAAUAGUGGGAAUGAUAUCCAUUGUAGAUGUAGUUCGAGCAGUGAUGGAGCAGCAAAAUGGAGAAUUGAAACGACUCAAUGAUUACAUCAAAGGAGAAUACUAUUAGCUAGAAACAAUUCAAUCACUGCAAUUAUAUAUAACUCAUCAGCUCUGAUCCUUAUAUAUAUAAACAUCUUUUAUAUA